This is a messenger RNA of Engraulis encrasicolus (European anchovy), 2050 nucleotides long. It is a transcript of the gene cbx4, whose product is annotated as chromobox homolog 4 (Pc class homolog, Drosophila). The coding region runs from base 205 to 1815 and encodes 536 amino acids. Gene Ontology annotation, cellular component: PRC1 complex. The record is from RefSeq and is a predicted model, not a curated record. Lineage: Eukaryota; Metazoa; Chordata; Actinopteri; Clupeiformes; Engraulidae. Gene Ontology annotation, molecular function: SUMO binding; SUMO ligase activity. Gene Ontology annotation, biological process: protein sumoylation; negative regulation of transcription by RNA polymerase II. The transcript has 5 exons.
AAGGACUCCCAACGUAUGAAUGUGUAUUGAAACGAGAGUGAAGAGAGAGAACAGUUGGCGAACAGCAGGAGAGGGCGGGCUAAAAGGAAAGAAAAUCUAUCAGGGAACUACGUAUAAACUGUACGCAAAAUAAACACAGCACACUACGGGGUUUACCACAUCGGACUUUCACCAUUUGCUGUCGACAAUCGCAUCCGAGCGGGAAUGGAUCUACCUGCAGUUGGCGAACACGUCUUCGCCGUGGAGGGAAUAGAAAAGAAGCGCAUACGGAGGGGCAGAAUCGAGUACCUGGUGAAAUGGAGAGGAUGGUCUCCAAAAUACAACACGUGGGAACCAGAGGAAAACAUUCUUGAUCCUCGUCUUCUGGUGGCAUUUCAGAACAGAGAGAGACAGGAACAGCUGUUGGGAUAUCGCAAGCGAGGACCUAAGCCAAAACAUCUGUUGGUCCAGCUCCCAGCAUUUGCCAGGAGGUCCAGCAUCCUUGCCAACCUCCAGGAUCUAUCCCCAGACGAGGAGAACCAUGCCAAGCUGGAUGCCAUCCCCAUGCCCCGCUCCCAACCCCAGCAGUACCAGCUGAACAGCAAGAAGCAUCACCAGUACCUGCCCAACAGCCAGGAGACAUCGUCAGAGCCGCACAGCCACGGCAAGAAGAAAUACUUCUACCAGCUCAACAGCAAAAAGCACCACCACUACCAGCCGGACCCGAAGAUGUACGACAUGCCGUUCAGCAAAGCGAAAGAGGCCAAGCCCCAGGCCCCUGCCAGCCAGAGUUGGAACUUACCGCCCGCCCUGCAGCAGAAGUGGGUCAGGGACAAGGACACGGGCUGCCUGAGCAAAGUCAAAGAUCUCAUGGUGGAACCACAGCAGCCUGCUGCCAACACCAGCCAGCCCGAGCAGCGGCCCAACACCAGCCCCAAAGAGGGAAGCCUUCCCACCGCCGUCAACAGCAGUAGCAGCAGAUCAUCAAAGAUGAAGAUCAUCAAAAAUAAAAACAAGAACGGCCGCAUCAUCAUCGUGAUGAGCAAGUACAUGGACAGCAAUGUGUCUUCGACGCCGGACCUGGCGCGUGACGAUCCACUAAGGUCGUCUUCACACCAAAGUGGAGACUCUGAUCAGAGCAGCACGGAACUAUCUCCAGAACAGUCAAAGAUCACAAGUCUGCUCAACCAGCAGGACAGCAUAUCAGAGAGGGAUCCUACUAAAGGACAUCAUACCAAGGAUGCUAAGAAGGCCAGAUCCUUCAGAGAGCACAGACUGCCGAGGGAAAAUAGCUCUGACACAGAGUAUUGCAGGAUGGAUACCUCUGAGGUGCUGUUCAAUACCAAAGUCGAUCAGCCUUUACAGCUAACCAACAAACCCAGCCCUGUGUCGAGCCCCCCGCCGGAGGUAAGCCGAUGUCACUCAAUGCCAAACGAUCGCAAGCGGACCUUCUCAGAACCUGACGACCAUCAGGGCUCGCACUUUAAGAGAUUCUUACCCUCUCGGAGUACAAGUACCCCCUGCACAGCGUCCUCCCCUUAUCAGAGCGAGCCCAUGAACCUUCACCUGGGCGACCAGUGCAGUACACGGACCACCUACAGUGACUUUACAGACUCCAAUCCUGAGGAGCCUAUUGACCUGAGCUUCUGGAAGUCUCCAAAGCCGGUGGAGGUCACGGUGGAAACCCCCACCUCUGAGGAGCAGGCUACCGAAGCCACAGACAGGCCCCGGGAGGAGCCUGCAAAGCCGAUCCAUCCGUUUCAGGGCAACAUUGUCAUCACUGAUAUCACAACAAACUGCCUUACUGUCACUUUUAAGGAAUACGUCUCCAUCUAGACACUUUGGCCUACAGAGAGAUUGUGUGCAACGUCGUGGAGAGCCACUCUUCUGUGCAUAGUUGUAAAGCAUGUACAAAAAAAUGUUUAUAUCCUGUAAAUACUGUAUAACUCAUAUUGUUUAUGGAUAUGUCGCUGCUAGAUGCAGAUUCGGAACAUUGUCCUCCGUUUGGAGUGCUUUGUAAGGUUGUAUAUGACUGUUGAAACAUGUACUUAAAGCUACAUUGCUAAAGAUU